This is a messenger RNA of Hemicordylus capensis (graceful crag lizard), 2124 nucleotides long. RefSeq names its product phosphomevalonate kinase (gene PMVK). Lineage: Eukaryota; Metazoa; Chordata; Lepidosauria; Squamata; Cordylidae. The transcript is spliced from 5 exons. Gene Ontology annotation, cellular component: cytoplasm. The record is from RefSeq and is a predicted model, not a curated record. Gene Ontology annotation, biological process: isopentenyl diphosphate biosynthetic process, mevalonate pathway; cholesterol biosynthetic process. The coding region runs from base 129 to 698 and encodes 189 amino acids. Gene Ontology annotation, molecular function: phosphomevalonate kinase activity.
GGUGGUAGCGUCCGCGUUGCAGGAAGCGGCGCCGGAGACGUUCUCAUUGGUGCCGGCAGGGGAGGCUGGAACGUUCAGUCCCGGACGAGACCAUUCAGGCGGGCACAGAGUUUGGCGGAGUUGUUGCAAUGGCUCGGAGCCCCAAACUCAUUUUGCUGUUCAGCGGGAAGAGGAAAUCGGGGAAGGACUUUGUGGCGGAGGAAAUCCAGAGCCGGCUGGGUCCCGAUGUGUGCACCAUCCUCCGGCUGUCAGGACCCCUCAAGGAGCAGUAUGCAAAGGAGCAUGGCCUGGACUUCCAGCGCCUUCUGGAUGCCAGCAACUAUAAGGAGACGUAUCGGGAGGACAUGAUCCGCUGGGGAGAAGAGAGGCGCCGGACGGACCCCGGUUUCUUCUGCCGCAUUGUGGUGGAGGGUGCUGUGCAGCCAGUCUGGGUAGUGAGUGAUACGAGGCGUCUCUCGGAUGUGGAGUGGUUCCAGGAUGUUUACGGAGACUUGGUACAAGUGGUGCGGGUCAAUGCUACAGAAGAGACCAGAAAGAGGCGGGAUUGGGUGUUUGUUGUGGGCAUAGACGACGCAGAAUCCGAGUGCGGCCUGGACCAAGGUGUGGUCUUCAACUGGGUCAUCACCAACGACGGGGAGCCGCUCUCUCUGGAAGCCCAGCUGGAGAAGCUGCUCCAGUUCAUUGAGAGCAAGCUGUAGCCGAAACCCCUCCGACUUUCUUUCCCCCACCAUCCUUCAGGAGCCGGGUUCGGGGUGCGUCUUGAAGCACCAGAGAGAGGGGGAGAAUCUGGAGAAGAUGGAGUUGCCGCUCGUGCUGUGAUCCGAGGGGUGUGGCGGGUGAGGUCUGUUCCAGGGCGAAUCCGUUUUGACGAGUGCCAUAAUCCAGUGUCUGUUCUCCCCACCGCCCCACAACCCGCUCCGAUCCUUCCUGCUUUCCGCCUCGCACGUCUCUUCUGAGGGGAGUCCUUUGGGCUCACAUCCAGCACAGGUUACGUCCCUUGAAGGGCAUCGGAGUGUGUUAAGGAAAAGGAGGUGGGUUGGGCUUAGUUUUUCCUAUGGCCUCUUUGGCUGCGGUUUCUGUUCUUACAGCUUUUGGCCACCGGGCAGCAGAACCACAUCGUUGAUUACGGCGGCUGCCUUAACCAGUCCGGGUUUUUGUAAUCCUGCCUCGAUCUGUGUCUCCCUGCAGGCUUAUUCUACCUUAGCUCUGCUCGCUCGGGAUAGGAUGGACGUCCCGACUAGGAAAUGCACGCUAGGGCAAGGGCAACCUGACUCUCCCCCUGCCCUGUUUUAAAUUGGGUUUCCCUCCCAGGCGGGCAUCUAGAAAAGCUAUUUACCUCCUGUUACCCCCACCCCCACCAACCCUUUUCCUAAGGUGGGGGGGAAAUGCUGUGCCUUAUCCUUGAGAGCUACCAUCUCAUCUCUCUUACCUGGCUGCCCCAAAGCCCGUGCUGAAUCCUAACUUGAAUGUUGCCAACUCCUUUCCCGACGAAGGCUCCUGUGCCUUUCCUCAGCUGUGUGGUGGGAAGUCCAGCGUUGCAGGGAGGGAGCUAUGUGACACCGCUCUCAAGAGAUGCCGGUCUCUUUAUUCUCCAGGAACGUAGUUAGCAACCUGUAGAUUGCAUAGGAGUCUUGGUCAGGACAGGAGUUGGCAGCCUGGGGGAGGAAACCAAGCAAAUCAGAGUCUCCCUGUAAGACAACUCCUAACAGACGCUGGUCAUUUUAUGCCCCCCAGGGCAGGCUAUGCAGGAGCCUUGGCUAGGAAAGGAGUUGGCAACCAUAACCCACAGCUUGUAUACUGAGACAUUCCGGCUUUGGGGGCUGAAGGGGCAGUCGAAGUCUGCGGCUUGUAGCUUUUAGCAGCGGAGGGGGUUUACAUGGUCAGUUAUUGGGGACCAAGCCAGAUUUAUAAGUUGGCAGUUUGGAGCAUGCUCUGGCCUUUAGAUUUCAAAAGUGUUCUGCCCUCUCUGCCCCCGGGAUACAUCCCACUCCCGCCACCCCCAGCAGUCAGGCCCCUGCAGCUGUCAGGUCUUUUGCUAACCCCACUUGCUGCUAAACCGGAUGCCCGUCUCCCUCCCUCCGGGAAUUGGACAGGGCUGCUUUGGCAAUAAAGCUGUUGAUUGGU